Molecule: messenger RNA, 5529 nt
Organism: Mizuhopecten yessoensis (Yesso scallop)
Lineage: Eukaryota; Metazoa; Mollusca; Bivalvia; Pectinida; Pectinidae
Product: stromal membrane-associated protein 1-like
Exons: 13
Coding region: 61-1467 (468 amino acids)
Molecular function (GO): metal ion binding; GTPase activator activity
Source: RefSeq, a predicted model, not a curated record
CUUUAUCAAGUACGUUCAUCCGGCUGUCAUUUCGGAGGAGUGACCAAGGAAAAGAUAGAAAUGUCAUCGAGAGCGGAAAAAGAAAGAACUAAGGCUCUACAAGAGAAGUUCCAGGCUGUUUUAUCUGGUCUUCUGAAAGAUGAAGAUAAUAAAUAUUGUGUAGAUUGUGAUGCGAAAGGACCAAGAUGGGCAUCAUGGAAUCUUGGAAUAUUUCUGUGUAUUCGAUGUGCUGGAAUACACAGGAAUUUAGGAGUUCACAUAACAAAAGUGAAGUCAGUGAAUUUGGAUUCAUGGACCACAGAACAAGUAGCUAUGAUGAUGGAGAUGGGGAACAGCAGGGCCAGAGCGGUAUAUGAAGCCAAUGUUCCAGAUGGAUUUAGACGACCACAGACAGAUUCAAGAUCGCUGGAAUCCUUUAUAAGGGCCAAGUAUGAGCAGAAGAAGUACAUUGCUAGAGAGUGGGUUCCACCUAAGCCGUCUAUACCUAAGGAGCUGAGAACUGACUCGUUGGAGAUGGACGACAAGGCUGACAAAAGGAAAGCCAGGGCCAAAAACUCAGGAAUCCAGCUGAAUUCUGUACCUAAACCUGGCCCUAAGGCAGCCACUGGUAACGUCUCCAAGCAAAGCAGUGAGGAGACCUCUCCACCCCCGAAAAAGGCUGAGACCAAACCACAGCCUGUCAAGAGCUCACAAGAUCUCCUUGGAUUAGACAUGUCCCCUGGUAAAAAGCCAAAUAAUCAGAACGCAGACCUUCUUGGCGAUUUCAAUGAUUUCAUGGGUGCACCUAGUCAGCAAACAGCAUCUACAGUACCCUCUAGUCAGCCUCUGCAACAGAAUGGCAAUGCAGAACCCAAUUUAUUUGAGGACUCCAACAGCUCAGCUGAGAAGGUUCCAGAGAAAUCCACCAAGGAUUCUAUCAUGGCUUUGUUUGGUCCGACUGGGAUGCCCCAGCAGCAGCAACAGCAGCAACCACAACAGUUCGGCGUACCAGCUGGUGGUACCUCCUACUUUUAUGUACCCCAAACCGAGGUUGGCAUACCCAACCAGUAUGAAGCAGGUGGUAUGUACAUGCCCCAGAAUGCCAACCCUGCAAUGUACGGGAUGCCAGGGGCGGUGCCAGCUCAGACAGCAGGCAUGAUGUACCAGCAGCAGCCACAAGGAAUGAUGGCUAUGCCUCAGCAGCAGCAGCAGCAGCAGCCUAACAUGUAUGCAGGAAUGAUGGGGAUGCCCCAGCAGGGAAACAUGGCGAUGGCAGGCAUGCCCCAGGGCAAUAUGGCCAUGUAUGGUCAACAACCACAACAGAUGCAGCAGCAACAGAUGCAGUUCCAGCAGAUGCAGCAGCAGAUGUCAGCCAUGCGUGUGGGUGGCGGAAACAUGAUGGGACAGCCAAUGCCGAGUACAGGGGGGUUAAAUUGGGGGGCCCAGAACAGCAGUGGACACACACUAUCUACCAAUCUUUGGCAAUGAUAGUUGCUGUUUUAGAUCAUUUACAUUAUUUGUUGUCAUGUGCAUGGAAUUCCUGUGGAUUGUCCGUCACAUUGCUGAGAGGUGUCAGCAAGAUCGGGAGUCAAAAUUGUUCACGCGUUAGCCAUGCUUAUGUUUGGGAGGAAGCUGUCAAGGGAAGAGCAGGACAAAGAAAGAACAUUCCAGUUAUAGACUGUGUUUUAAUCACUCAAUGUAAUGUUAAUGGUAAGAUGCCUGCUAAUUUGUAAGGUGAUGUCUGUUUUAGCUAGCGUACAUGCAGGGAAGUCAUUCUGUGACGUAAUUGUGGAGUAUAAACUAGAAGUGCUACAGGGUGUUUAUGUAAUACGUUCAGAUGAUAUUAGACAAUUCGGCACAUGUAAAGUAUUACAAUAUUACCUCCGUAAAUCAACGUUGUCUCCGUGUAGCGUUCAUUGUGUCCUGUUAGGAAAUGUAAUUACUUCGUAUGCAAUUCAGAAUGUCUUCAUUUAUUUAGGCUUGCUCAAGAUUUCCGUUAUUUAUAAGCAGUGUCUUGAAUGUAUCAUCCAAUGGAGAGACGUCUUGGGUUUAUUGAUUAAUACCAACAUCGCUACACACCUGCGUUAUCAAUGUAGUGCUUUAACUUCUGUCUCCAUCAUUUCAUAUGACAUUUCAUAGAAGGGUGUCGCGCGAUUAACAAAUUGUAAAAUACUGAUUAUAAUGAGAUGUUGUUGAACUAUUCACAUCAACAACUUGCCUGCUUUCCUUUCGCUAUGUAGACAUUUUGGUUGAGGAAUUUCUGUACAAUGAACAACGGCUUUCAUGAGUUGCGAUACUCCAAUGAAAACAUCAGGACUUAACUUGUACAAGAUUGCAGUUUCUCCUGCUGGACAGGUGUUUGUAGGGCAGCCAGUGUGAUAGAGCUAAAGCUACAGCUUAUGACAAUAAGGAUAUAGAGCAUGUAAUUCAUUAAUAAAACUGUGAUUUAUUUUUUAAUAUAUAUCUAUUGUCAUGUCAGAAUUUGUUUUUUUUAAACAGUUCAUGAUUGUUUUGUCAUGCAUAUUCGGUCAAGUGGCGCCUUUCCAUUUUUUCUUGUUUCGACUUUUAAUAAAGAUGAAUGAUCAGUUAUUCACAGAAUUUUGUACAGUAACAUAUCUGUUGCCUACUUCAUCUAAAUGUGAUUCACUUAAAAAUCAGUUGGGUUUUUUUGCUUUAAAAAAUGAUAAUUGGCAAACAUUGAAAUGCUGAACAAUCACCAAGCUAAAACUAUUCAUGAAUUACGAUGUAUGUGCUGUCUAAGAUGACAACUCUCAUAAAUGCAGACUUUCUAUACACUUAGUGGUGACCGGAUCAAUUUGGGCCUGAAUGUUUUUCUUAAUGAUUUUUUCUCGAUCAUUGUCUUUUAUCUUUUUCACCCCUUUUGUUUUUGAUUCAACACACUGGUAGUUGAGUGAAAUACUACCCAGUAAUAUACUGAUGUUAAUUGACGACAGACCGUUAUGAAAAAAGUCAAUAAAACGUCAGAAUAAUUCGGACUACUUCCAACAGUGCUGUGCGACAGGUUUCAAAAGUACUGGUUUAUCAUGAAAGGGUGAAAUGUUGCAUAAGUUUGUUCAAUAUAAUGGGGGUAGCAUUCAGAAAAAAAAAUUAGAACCUUAAUUUUGAUAAUGGAAAUUUAAAAUAUGUUUGUGAAUGUUUCACUACAUAUAAGCUACUGAGUUCAGUCCUGUUGUUAUUUCCUAUAGGUGUAAUCCGUUUUGUUUGGUCUUGUGUGUAGUCUGAUUUGUUUUAUCUUGUGUGUAGUCUGAUGUUUGGUUUCAUUUUUAAUAGACUUCAUUCAGUCACAGUUUGCUUGGGUUGGGUCUGACAGUAUAAAUAUCUAUAUGUAUCAUUGAAGUAAUGUCAUGCAUAAGUGAUGACUUAUAUGGUUUUAAGUACGGUAGAUCGUGUCUGUCUUCGAAGACUUCUUAAUGUAAUAAGCUGUUUUUUGACAUGUGUAAGUCCCAAUUUACGGGUGGUAGUGACAUUUUGUGUAAUCCUAUGACCAUAAUCAUAGAGUUUAUGUCCAGCCCCUGUGCUCAGUAUGAACAAGUACAUGUAAUAUGUUUUACAGUGUAUGUUCAGCUGCCACGCUGAUGUUGACAGUGUGGUGAUCAUGGUGACAAUACUGUGUGGUAUGUACUUGGGACUGUAGUUAGAAAAUUUCGUUAAACUGAUGUCCAUGUCAUUAAAAACACAGGUACCCACAUCAUCAUCAGGUGUCUGAACACAUGAUCUUUUAUUAUCUGGGCAUCUUUUCAGGAAAAUGUCUUGUCAAGUGUAUCAAUGAUGUGUAUCCUUAUUCAGAGGCGUUUUAGUCAUACUGUUAUGUAAUUGGGGGGAUAUUAUGAUUGGCAGGAUAUUUUCAAGGGGAGUUUAAAAAAAACAGGUAUUUUAUAAGAUGUUUAUAAAUUUGCCAAAUGUGUUUUAUAUCUAGUAAUUAAAAGCUACUCACAAUUAAAUGUGAGUUAAAAUGCUUAAUUUAAUUAAAAAAUAAUUAAGUUAACAUAUGAUUUACAUCUGUUUAAUGAUUUGUAUGAACUACAACGAUUUAAAGUUGAAAACAUGUUGCCAGUCCUUUCUAUCAUUAUUUUAGCAAAGCACCUUACUCAUAUAAUUUUAUACAUUUUGCCAUCUGCCAGUAGUCUGGUGAAAGCUAUAGUCAGAAUAAUUUUAUUAUCUCACCUGGCCAAAAAAGCUAAAUUACGAGCUGAUGCCAUGAUACCGGCCAGUGUCCAUGUUCUGUCGCACGUCCAUUGUUAACCGUUCCUUUACAAGCCUAUACUAGUCCAGAACAGCUGAAUGUAUUUUGACUUAUUUGACAUCGAACAUCUCUAGACAAAGGGACAUUGGUGUUGUGUAAAGGAAUUGGGUGGUGUCUCUAGGGGCGGAGAGGUACGAGGGGUCCAUUAGGGGAAAUGGGAGUAAAUCUUUACAAACUAAAUAGUACAGGUAAAGGAAUUCUAAUCUGAUUUAACAAGGAGCAUCCCCGGGCCAAAGGAUGCACUUCAGGAGGGUAGAUUUGAAGAAAAAAAACCGCACAAAUUAUAUUGAAGAUUGCAACAUGGUUAAAUCUUUUAGGAGAGAAAUGCAAAUGAAAUAUUUGAAGCUUAUUUAUAAAGAUUGUAAAUAGUACCUCAUCAUUAUGGUCUGGUGUGAGCAAAAUAACAAUCAUUAUAGACUCUAUAUAAGCUGUUAUAGCAACAUGGUGUAUUCCUCCAUCAUGGGAACACUCAGUAAUAUGUGAGUGAGGCAAAUGUCAAAUAAGAAUGAGUUUGGAAGGACAGGAGUGAUUGUUUAUGGAUGUGCUUGUCGUGGUAUAUUUGACUAUUUUAUAUUUGUUUUUUUAAACUUGGGAACUAAAUCAUGAGGUCAACACUUGUAGUUAUUGCGAACAAAUGUAUGCGUUUUACAGUAUUUGGUAUACAAGUACAAUGAUUUCAGUGAUUUUUAACUUUAAUUUUUUUCACAUAUGAUGAAGCAUUAUAUUCAAAUACCUUAACAAAUAAGGUUGCAAUUUCACAUGUAAAGUUAAUAAGGGCAAUGUUUCAUCUUUUGGACAACACCAUCAAUUAUUUCAAAGUAUAUUCUGUAUCACCGGUAAUAUUUUGUGAUUAUAUAAAAAUGUCAGACUGUUUUUGUAAGACUGUUUUUGUAUAGCCUAAUGUGAUAUUAGAUUUUGGUUGGAAUUCCAGCAUUAGUUAGGAACAAAACCCAUGUUUUAUGUACCUCCAAUAAGUUUGUUGAAUGAAUCAAAGUGCUUAAAUUAUUUAACUGAAUCAAAGCUCCUAUGCUUAAAACAUUUUUUGAAUUAUUCAAAUGGUAAUCAAGCAUAGGGUUUUGUGCAAUACCCUUUUAAAGCAAUUCUGUUUUUAUGUUGAUUUAUUUAUUAGACAUGUUACCAGCACAGAUUUGUAAAGAAUGAAACACUGUAAAAAUCCACUACUGCCAUUGUGUUUUCACUGUAAAUAUCAUUUUAGCCAUGUAUGUAAAAACCCUGACGUUAUGUUGUAAUUCAUGUAUAAACAUAAACACCAAAAACAACCAACA